Molecule: messenger RNA, 971 nt
Organism: Magallana angulata
Lineage: Eukaryota; Metazoa; Mollusca; Bivalvia; Ostreida; Ostreidae
Exons: 4
Coding region: 255-971 (238 amino acids)
Source: RefSeq, a predicted model, not a curated record
UAUAGAGCACUUUUAGUGUAAACGCAGAUUUUGUGUGUCCAAAUGAAGUAAAAUCACGGAAUAACCACAACAUAUGUGUACCUAUCAAUACCUGGUGUCAUAUUUCAAUUUGAUUAUGAUAUUUCGUGUUAAUUGCAGAGAAUGCUUUACAUGUAUGCUGUCAAAUUAUAUAAAUAUAACGCAAAGUAACAUGUUAUCGGUGACACAAACGGCAUACAACUCUUCUGUUUAUAUAUUUUUAGGGUAUUCCAGUCAUGAACAUGAGGACGAAAUUAGCAAUGCUGUUAUUGCUAAUUGCUGCUACACCAACGAAGACGAACGCCGAAAGCUGCAAGAACAUGUUGCAAGGCUAUCUGACAGGACAGCUGUCGUCUGCUCUAGGAGCAUACCAAGUAGAAGUUUUGAGGCGGGAAUUCAAAAGUUUUACUGACGUUGUUGAAAAGUCAAUAAAGGAGCUGAAGGAAAGCAUGAAUUCUACCGUAAAAUCUCGGUUCACCGGAGGGUCCCAUUGCAGUCAUAAAGGAGCAGCUGUAGAACCUCUGUGUUUACCGAGGAAUCCUGAGUGGGGGAUGCACACUGAUGGGCAUGAAGGAUACAAAGCUUACGUUUAUGGCGCAGAAUAUGAAACAGAAAGUUUUAAAGGCAACAGCCAAACACUUCACGAUCACGAUGUUCCGUGUGCCGUUUGUCUGGUUCGGCAAAGGUCCGUUGUUCAGAUGUUUCCAGCAAGAAGAUCGUGUUACAAAGGAUGGAAGCUAGAGUAUCAUGGUUAUCUUAUGGCGGGUUAUUAUAACCAUGAUGCUGGAACAACGUACACUUGUGUUGACAGUCAUCCAGACGCCUUACACGGUGGCGCUACAAAUAAAGAUGGUAAACUGUUUUACAUGGUAGAGGCUGCAUGUGGUUCCUUGAAAUGUCCUCCGUAUGUUGCCGGGAGAGAACUAGUUUGUGCUGUUUGUUCCAAGCAAUAA